CACAUCACCGAACCAAAACCAUAGCCGAAGAGCACGUGCAAGACACGUGCUAACACAACAGCACACCCGAGCAGGGGGAGAACCCUCUCUCCCACUCAAUCGUCAAACCCUAUCGUCUGCUCCUCUCCUCUCUCCUCGUUUUCUCUCUCUAAACAAUCCCCGAUCUCUCUCGUUGAAGCCGGAAAUUCAUCGAUAUAACUCAUGAAAUUCGACGAAAUCUUCGAAUUUAGGGUGUCAUCAAACUCAAAUUCAAGCUUAAUCUGAUGAUUUUUGUGAUACGCAAACACUAGAAUCUCUUCUUUGAGCAUGGAGGGCUCUGUGGAGGAUCUAGGAGCCCCACCGGAGUCAUGGGAGGUCGCCGACUUAGACUUGAGCGUGAAGAAACUGAUGUUAUCCACCAAAACGUCGUCGUCGUCGUCGUCUACUUCUCCUGCUGAGCUUGUUGAUAUACCGGUUUCAGCUUUGACUUCGAUGACGCUAACUUGUUUGUCUUCGGCACCAUCUGGUGGUGUUUCGGAGGAUUUUAUUAAUUCAGUAGAUCAGUUUCUUCGUGAGGCUAUACAAAACCCUCGCGAGCGACUCUCAGUUCUACGGAUGGAGCAGGAUGUUGAGAAGUUCAUCCGGGAUCCUACACGUCAGCAAAUGGAGUUCCAGCAACUGCCUACUUCCUAUCUUCGGUUGGCUGCACACCGUGUUGCCCAGCACUACUCACUACAGUCAAUGGUUUUGUUGGACAACAGCCUGCCAGAUGGUUCUGGUUCCACGAUAAUUGUCCGCAAGACUUCUAAUUGUCAGCUUCCUUUGAUUCGUCUGGCAGACAUUCCCCUAAGUUUACCAGCAGAAGACGGUAGUGUCAUUAAAGUUGCAAUUAAACAGAGGCCACAGAAACAGGCACAGUUUGUCCACAGUGGUAACUCACAUUCCUUAAAGAGAAAUAAUUCCAAAAGUGUGGAAGAGAGAAAAGAGGAAUACAACAGGGCUCGUGAACGGAUAUUCAACUCUAGGAGUUAUAGUGGGGGUGCUGGUGGGAGACCUGCAAGUGAACAAAGGAUACAGGAUACUUUCCAAUAUGGUUCACAGGGGAUCUCAAAUGUAGAAGAGAGAUCUGUUCUAGGGGGUUCUGAUGUGAUUAUUGGCAGGGCUUCGAGUAAUUCUUCAGCAGGUAGCAGUGGAUUACCUAGAAAUAGAACAGAGGAGCCAGUUGGUAGGUUUAAAACUAGUAAUAGGGUGGCUAUUUUUCGGGACCGUGAAGUUGAUCGCAAGGAUCCUGACUAUGAUAGGAGUUAUGACAGAUAUUUGCAAAGAUUUGAUCUAGGAUCUGGGUACAACGGAGGACCAUAUACCAUACAGCCUAUGUAUUCUCCUGCAUUGAACUACAGCACUGAAUUCCCACAACUUGGAUCAGCUCAUAGGCCUUCUAUUUUGACAGAACAUCAACCUCAGCCACUCCCUCAACAUCUACCUGGGUCCUGGGCUACACCAACAACCCAUGCAGGAAUUGGAUAUGGUCCUCCUGAGAUCAUGAUUACUCCAUUUAGCCCGAAUCAUAUUGGCGGGCGCUCCACUUCUGCUUUGUACUUGCACUCCAGUCAGUAUCUUAGUCAGCGCCCUGGAAUGCAGUUCAUCCAUUCUCACGAUCAUGUUCAACAACAACUCCUUUCACAGGCUCAUCAGCUGCAACCUGAUGCAAGUUUUGGAUUAGCCCGGCCCCGGUAAGGGGCGUGGGCCAUGCCUGCACCCUGCCAGUGAGUGCUUAAGUUGAAAUGUGUGGGUUUGCUAUAUCGUGGCACACAUAUCUCAACUGGUAAGGGUGCAGGCAUAACCGAGGUGGGCCGGAUGGAUAUUAAUCUUCCAGACACCCUCUUUGUGUCAUCUGGCCACAAUCUGUUUCAACAGAGCUUCUUGCAUACAGGUUGAAGCUCACUUGUCCUGGCAAUGCAAUUGUUUACAUAACGCUCCCCAAGUACUCAGCUUUGCCACUGAUGAUGAUGAUGAUGAAGAAUGAAAGUAGGACGAGAAAUUACCAGAGCUGAGAAUGUGUAUUCUUUAGUCGGACAAAGCACUUCAAAGCUCCGAAGGGAAUAUAAUGGGAGGAAUGUUCUAGGAUGUGGCUGCCUGUUUGAUUUUGGCCUGUGGAAGCUUUGAUGAUCACUUAUUAUUUUGUUGCAAAAUUAGUCUAUAAAAAUAAGAUUGUGAGCAACAUGACGUAUUAUACAACUGCUGCUUUUGGUCUUUAACCAUGUCAUAACGUAGAGAUAUUUGAUAUUUAUGCUGAUCCUCGAUGCAUUUCGUG
Molecule: messenger RNA, 2293 nt
Organism: Ilex paraguariensis (yerba mate)
Lineage: Eukaryota; Viridiplantae; Streptophyta; Magnoliopsida; Aquifoliales; Aquifoliaceae
Source: the annotation of a GenBank genome assembly